UAUAUUCUAUUAAUUACUCGUCUCACUGCUUAUACUAUACUUUAAUUGAUUUUGAUAGACAUUUACAUGUAAUGUGUGCUUCAAAUGAGUGAAAAAUUUAUUAUCUAAUUAGUCAUAAAGUCUAGUAUCACUUAAUAUUUAAUUAAUAAUUUAUAAUCAGUAAAAUAAAAUAAUUGAAUUACAAUACAAAAGUAUAGUGAAUUGAAUUGAGUUAAUAUGUCGUGGCAGUCAUACAUCGAUAGUGAGAUCAAAGAUAAGGUUUCAUGCAAUGUGGCCGUCAUUGCCGGCAUAACUGAUGGUCAACUAUGGGGUCAUUAUGUAAAAGAAGGCUUACAACCCAUUAUACCAACAGAAUUGAAGACAAUCGCCGACACAAUGAGAGAUAAUCCCAACUGUUUUCUGGAAAAAGGUAUACAUUUAGGCGGAGAAAAGUAUUUUUGUUUGUCGGCUGAAAACAGUCUAAUCCGUGGCCGCAAAGAUAAUCGGGCGCUUUGUGUUGUGUCAACUAAUGCAACACUGGUUGGGGCCGUCACUGCUGACAACGAACCCCCCGGUAAACUCAAUACUGUCGUUGAAAAACUUGGCGAUUACUUAAAGUCAAUGGGAUAUUAAAGUUUUAAUUAUACAAAAAUCUUAUAUUGAAAAUGUUUUUAAUUCUACAUUUAUUAUAAUGUUUUGAUAUUUUAAAAUAUUAUAUUUAUCUACUAAAUUU
Molecule: messenger RNA, 712 nt
Organism: Oppia nitens
Lineage: Eukaryota; Metazoa; Arthropoda; Arachnida; Sarcoptiformes; Oppiidae
Product: profilin-like
Exons: 1
Coding region: 217-612 (131 amino acids)
Cellular component (GO): cell cortex
Molecular function (GO): actin monomer binding
Source: RefSeq, a predicted model, not a curated record